AUGCGUGUCGACGUUGUGUUCACCCUUACUUCCCUAUUGGGCAUGACGCAUGCUUUGCGCCGUAGCUGCAGGCACAACCCCCAAAACUGGGGUGAAGGGUGGUACUAUACCACCAGCGGAGACACACUGAACAUUGUUGCGUCAGACUUCUGCGUCAGUCCUAAUGUCGUUGCACAAUGGAGUGGUAGGCGCGACGAUUCCAACGCCCGUCUUCCGCCAGGUAUCAACUUGAGGCUUCCUUGCCGCCCCCGCCCGCGCGACUGCCGCAGAAACAGUCCAAAUGGUGACGGCGCCUAUGUCAUUGUCUCGGGCGAUACCUUGAAUUCCAUUGCUGGCGACUUUUGCACUACAGCAGACGCGUUGGCGAUCAAGAACUCGCAUUUGAUCAGAAACAAAGACAGCAUUAGAACUGGCUGGGUUAUUCAAGUUCCCUGCAGUUUCAAUCAGUAG
Molecule: messenger RNA, 450 nt
Organism: Bipolaris victoriae FI3
Lineage: Eukaryota; Fungi; Ascomycota; Dothideomycetes; Pleosporales; Pleosporaceae
Exons: 1
Coding region: 1-450 (149 amino acids)
Source: RefSeq, a predicted model, not a curated record